AUGAUCUCCCUCUCCCAUCCUCCUCCCUUCCCUUCCCUCCCCUCCCUCCCCUCCCUCCCGUCUCCCGUACGCGGGACGCAGGCACGUUCUAUUGCGCGCUGGGGGACGCGGUCCCCCAACGCCUCACUGACCUAUUUCAUCCAGGUCCUUACGCGCCCGCCCGCCCGCGCCUGCAUACCUGUUGAAUUAGUACUAACGCGUCUUUAUGCGUUCAGGAGGAGAGUGACGACGAGAGCCAUGCUCGAGAAAAGAUUGCAGCUCUCGAUCAAGGCGCCCCGCCCCAAGCGCGUAAAGCGCGAAUAUGUCGACUCCGGCGACGAAGUUGAAGCCCUGACUCCGGCGCAAACUCACGCCCUUCGACGCCAGAUCCGCCAAGACAAGGAGAAGGACAAGAAGGUCAACCACGAGUCCACCUGGAUCACUUUCGGGAAGAAGGGCGGCGGCAUGGGGAAACUUACUGAUCAACCCCAGGUUCUGCGCACGAAGAUCAGCCGCGCCAUGUUCUUGCUCAAGUACAAGCUGUACAUGGACGCGAACGGCAGGGCCUGGGCCCCGAAAGACGAUAACUCGAAAGACGUCGAGAUCCCGAGCGACAACGAAGGAACGCCGCCCGCGCAACAGGGAGGGGCCGCCGCUGCACAGGAACUCUCGUGGGGACUCAAGCUCUGUUACGACCUGUUCUACGAGGUCAUCAAGGACGACCCUGAAUGCGAGCAUAUCUGCGCUCGCUUUCUCAAUGACGCGAAGUGGCGUCUCAUCGUUCUUACUGCGAUAUGGGACCGUCGUUGUGCGCAACGCAACAAUCUGGCCGCCAUCGCGCGCACCAUGGUCGACGAGGGCGCCUGGAAUCUCAAGAGCUUCUUCGACUUCAAGACCAAGCGCGGCCGCCGUAUCUUGAAGAACGCUUGCCUGGCCCUUCUCCAGGAGAAGGAAUUUAUCCACAAGGGCACGCUCGAGAUGAAGUCGGACGCUCCGGACGAGGAGCGCGUUGUCUACAAGGUCGAAUCCAUCGACCACAAGCACCCAUACGGCAACCCUCUGAUCGCCGAAUACGUCGCGCGGUCCAUGUUCAGUCUCGGCAAGGACCAGGGGACGAUGCACUUCAAGCCGCAUGAGUUCCCGGUCGAGAGUGGGACCCCGAAGGGUACCAAGCCGCGCAGUAUAGUUCCUCGUCCGAUGUUGACGAUGGCGGGCACGAUGCUCGAGGUCGCUAUUCGCGAUUACGCGUAUGGCCGGCAUAAGCCGCUCCGCUUGGACGAAGGCAAGGUCGCAGAGUGGUACGACGAGCACGUCGGCCAUAUCACCGAGGGGACACUCAUAGGCAUGUUCAUCGCAGCCAACGCUUGGAAACCGCCGAAGGACAUGAACGAGAAGCUCGGCGCGGCGCCUGCUUCCCUCGAGGAGAAGGAGGACAUCGUCAACUACUUCCAGAGCAAUGUUUCGUAG
Molecule: messenger RNA, 1446 nt
Organism: Peniophora sp. CBMAI 1063
Lineage: Eukaryota; Fungi; Basidiomycota; Agaricomycetes; Russulales; Peniophoraceae
Source: the annotation of a GenBank genome assembly